AUGAAUCCUUCUAGAUUACCCAGAACUCCUGUCCUCCCACCCAUAAUUAGUAGCAGUGACAAAACUUUUCUAGUCAGCCUUCAGUCUUAUAUAGACUAUGAAACAAAGAAGCUGGAAUCCUCGGGUCAAUUGGAUGCUGAGCAACAGUGCACCAUCUAUGGGAAUGUGUUUGAUAAGGUAAUUGAUUAUUGUUCUGAUUACAAAACUAUCCUCACUGCUAUCAAACGUGAGUACGAUGAGUUUAUUGCUAGAAUCAAGCAAGGGCAAAGAGAAGCUGCACAUCGUCAAAGAAACCUGAAGGUCUUGGCAUGUGAGCCAACAACACUCAUGUACUACAUGAAAAGAGCGUCAGAACUAACAGACAGGAUUGAGAUUAUUAAAAAUGAUUCUCAAAGAAUUGCGAAUGAAUUACAAAAGAUUCAAGAAAAAAGGAGACCAAAAACCCUACAGUUAGAAAAAGUCCCACCGAAAGCAAAGAUAAAGCCGUCUACACUAAUCCCAGGCAUGACAGUAGAAGAGUCCCUGAGCAUGGAUUCUCUUAUUAAAUAUCAGCAACAUCUAGAAGCCAGAGUUCGAGAGCUGAGGGAUGACAUUAAAUACAAAUAUGUUCCCAUGGAGAAGAAGCAUGAACUGGAUGAAAAACUGAAGCUAUCUCUAUACGAGCGAGAAGAAGCAGAAGCAAUAAAUAAGAAGAUGCUGAUCAGCUACAGAAGAAGACGGGUCAUUGCAGAUACUAUUUCAUCUUGGGCAAAAUCAAAUAAGAGUACAUCACUGAACCAGACGUUAACUCACGUUAUAGCAAAGGAAAAUGAAAUAAAAGAUGACAUUGUCCUUCCAAAUGUGUUUGAUGACUUUGAUCCAAGAAAAAUCACAGAAGCUGAAUCUUUACUAGAAUAUGUUGAAAGGUUUAAUGAGUUAUUUGUAAGCGGUGACUACAAGGCUGCAGCGAUUUUUGCAGCAAACAGUCCUAGGGGAAUUCUCCGAAAUUUGGACACUAUGGAAAGAUUCAGAGCUGUCAGAACUAAUAAGGAACUUUAUUCACCUCUGAUGUUAUUUUUUGAGGCUGUUAUUGGCUCCAGUGUUAUUAAAAAGUAUACAGUUAAUGCAGCUCUAACUCUGGAAGGCAUUAAGUGUGCUUUAUCGUGCAACAGAUUAGAUGAUGUUAUUCAUUGGGUUAAUCAACAAAGGUUAACAUUUUCUGAGGCGCUCGGUGAUGUAAUUUCAGAUUAUGGAGAGAAAAAGCCAUACCACAGGGUGACGUGUUUGGCAUUAGCCCAGUUGAUCUACAGAAAGUGUUCUAGUUUCAGAAAAGCUGCACUCUCUAUGUGUUUACAAGGCCAAGUGCAAGGUGCACUCAACUACACCUAUGAAUGCAAACAAUUUUUAUUGGAUGAUUACUUGUUCUUACUGAAACAUUGUGCUACUCCUGAGCUGAUUCAUGGUUUGACCAAAGAGUGGAAUGGGAAACCAGCUGCCCUGUCUGUGGGACAAGCUGUGCUUUCAUUGCUUUGUACUGAUCACAAAGAUUAUGGAUUUCAACUGUUGGAGAGCGUUCACCGUUGCGGGGACAGUGCCUUGGAACAAGUAAUCCUUAACGAUGUUGUGUGUACACCAGAAGGAUGGGUAGAAAUAGCUGAUGAGUGUUUGAGCAAUAACUAUAGAACGUUGUCUGAGAAGAUAAUAUCCAUUGUGACAUCUCAGGAUGGGGUGGUUGAGAUUUCAUCUAAGGAUGAAGAUGCAAAAAUAAUGGAGCACAUCUUUAUGUAGUACCCACUUCCUGCCAGCAGAUGGGGCGUCCGUUCCAACAAUCCAGAUUACAACCGAGUAAACAGCACCCAUGGAACCAUAUUUUCUUAGCUAUUCUAAUCUUUAAGAAUUGUGGUUUCAAUAAAAAAAAAAACUGAAUCAGAAAAAAUAUAUAGCAGCAAACGCUAGUUAAACCCACAAACAAACAAACAAAAAACAGACGUGUUGCAUGAUUUUCAAUAUGGCAGCUAAUUGAUUCAAUAUGUCUGCCUAUGCCUGAUAUGUUUAAAGGAACAGUCUAGUCCAAAAUAAACUUUCAUGAUUCAGAUAGGGCAUGUAAUUUUAAACAAUUUUUCAGUUUACUUUUAUAACCAAUUUUGCUUUGUUCUCUUGGUAUUCUUAGUUGAAAGCUUAACCUAGGAGGUUCAUAUGCAAAUUUCUUAGACCUUGAA
This is a messenger RNA of Bombina bombina (fire-bellied toad), 2198 nucleotides long. It is a transcript of the gene CLHC1, whose product is annotated as clathrin heavy chain linker domain containing 1. Bases 1 to 1767 code for a protein of 588 amino acids. NCBI's taxonomy places the organism in Eukaryota, Metazoa, Chordata, Amphibia, Anura, Bombinatoridae. The record is from RefSeq and is a predicted model, not a curated record. The transcript is spliced from 11 exons.